AUAAAUACCACAUGACUACAUUUGACGCAAAAUCUGCGUCAAGCGUCAGCAUGAAAUUCUACCUUAUUAUUAUUUUCCAGCUAUCAUUCAACGAGUGCAACUUGCCAAUGGCACCGUGCGUUCGGUCUUGGAAUGGCCAGCUCGUAUUUUAGCAAUGUGGACGAAUAUGGAUUCGAAAGGCCUCAAAACUUUGACUACCAAACCUACGAGGAAUUCAUGUCAGAAUAUUUGAAGGUACUGGCUAAACGAGCUCAAAGAUGGGCUAGAAUAAUAGCUGCAGGAAAAUCUUUGCAACGAAGUAUCACUAUCAAACGAUAUGUGCGGAAGGGCAUUCCAGGAGUUUAUCGGGGCGCGGUGUGGAUGACUGUGAGCGGAGCUGAAGAAUUAAGAACCGCAUCUCCUGAAUUGUAUCAGAUAUUGCUGGAUGGACAACACAGGCGUGACGUAGCAGAGAUUAUAAAGACUGAUCUUCCUCGUACAUUUCCUGAUAACAUUUUUUAUAACAAUACCGAAAACCAACAGCAUCAAUUAUACAAUGUUUUGCUAGCAUUUGCACAUCAGAAUCAAACAGUCGGAUAUUGUCAAGGUCUCAAUUACAUAGCGGGAUUACUUUUGUUAGUCACAAAGAGUGAAGAAACUGCAUUUUGGUUGCUCAAAAUAUUGAUAGAAAAAACUUUACCAGAGUAUUAUACGCCUACCAUGGAUGGUCUCCUCACAGAUAUUGAAGUUUUAUCAGAACUAGUAAGGAUAAAAAUGCCAGAUGUACAUCAACACGUGACAAAUUUGGGAUUACCAUGGGCGGUAAUAACAACUAAGUGGUUUAUCUGUUUGUUUGCAGAGGUUCUGCCUAUUGAGACAACGUUGAGAAUAUGGGAUUGUCUAUUUUACGAAGGUAGCAAAAUAAUAUUUCGAGUUGCACUGACACUCAUUAAAAGAAAUCGAGAGAAUUUAUUAUCCUGUAGAGAUUUUACUGCAUUAGCCGAAUGUUUCAAGGAAAUUACCAGGGAUAGCAUCGUCGUUCAAUGUCACGAAUUUAUGCAGAGUAUUUUUAAAGUACCCGGAUCGCUGCCUGCAAGCACUAUAGCAAAAUUACGAACAAAGGCGAUACAGCAGCGAGCGGAAGAGAAUCAAACCAAAACAGUGCGGUAGUAUCAAUCCAGCAAAUCAUAAUACGGCUUUCAUUCUAGUCAGAAUGGUACCAGAGCAUGGACUUUAUCAAUCCUACUUUCAUCGUGAUCCCAAUUUAAUGACUGCUAUUCAUUUUUUACAUUAAUGUGUGCCGUAUGUGUUUCAUCUAUAGCUGUACCAGGAUUUAGCAAAGCUGUCGUCGUACGCUGAAAUCCCCACCCCUGAUUAUUCAAUCGUCACUCUAUUUUCUAUGCGUAAUUAUUUAUCUUUACAAUACACAUGAAACAUGUUUUACACAAAUAUGUAUAGACGAUAUAAUUUUUAUUUCAUCUAUAUGUAUACAUUCAUGCAUAGACUCCUAUGCAUGUGCUAUUGACUUUUCAAACUAAUCUACUUAUUUUUAUUCAAUUGGUUUUACGAUGAAUUUUUCAAACAAAUCAAGUCCCUCGAUAUCGUUAUACAGUUGUGUAAAAAAAAUAUAUAUUACACCACGCAGCGCCUCAUAAAUUUAGUAUUUUAACCCUAAUGAUUAUGUAAUUAUACGUAGCAAUAUUUUUAUUCGUCUUUAUUAGAUUUAUAGAAUCUAUUUAUUGCUCAAUUUAGCGACAAUGCAGGUUCCGACUGAUGAAGCGAUCCCAUUAAAGGUAUAUACGGAUUAUUGUCAUGAUUUUGAGUUUUUGUGGAUCUGGAGCUUUGAAUUUCAUAAAUUCUACCCAUUUAGGUAUUUUAAGUAAUGAUAUUCUCUUUUUCGUCCAUGGUGGAUUUCGAAUUACGAAAUACUCGCAGUCGAAAUCAGUGUGUAAUUAUUUUGUCAUAAAAAAAACAACUGAUCCGCUUUUCAUUCAGAAUUUGCUAAGAAACUUGGAAAGACAGCGAAACGUGUAUUGGAAAAAAAGCAUUAUAACACUACUAUAAUUUGUGUGAUUGUAUUUAUUUUCGUAAAAAUUUGCAUGUCGUUCUAAUUGUAAAUUAUAAGGAUGGACAGGUGCUAAUUGCUCCCUCUGUGUGUAUAUCUUUUCGAUUUCUGUUACAUAUAGACAAAUCCAAUCAGUGUAAAUACAUUUAUUGAUUAUUUAUCUGUUAGUAUGAUGAGUUAUUUGAAUAUGAAUUAUGUAUCGUAUAAAAGUAUAAAAUGAAUGAGCUAAUGAUUGAA
Athalia rosae (coleseed sawfly) is the source of this 2281-nucleotide messenger RNA. RefSeq names its product growth hormone-regulated TBC protein 1-A. The record is from RefSeq and is a predicted model, not a curated record. NCBI's taxonomy places the organism in Eukaryota, Metazoa, Arthropoda, Insecta, Hymenoptera, Athaliidae. Bases 133 to 1149 code for a protein of 338 amino acids. The transcript has 7 exons.